AUGGCUUUAGCUCUUGUUGAUCUGGUUGGUGCUGAGGGAGGGUUUGUGGCUGCUGCUGGCCUCUUGAAUGAGGUUGCUGGUGCUGCUGCACCACCAGCUGUUCUAGGGCCCAUGAGGUGGAACAACAACACCUCUGGUUUUGUGCUUAGGAGGAUGAUCCAGCUAGUGAGUGAUGUCAGUAGGCCUGACAAGGUUUUUAAGGACAAGGAUGUGAACUUAAUGGCCAAGCACCAUAAGGAGUACACUAGGGAGGCUGUUAGCCCAACUCAGGACAGUGAUGUGAAUGCAAUCAUGCUAGAGGGGGAGCACUACCUUGGGCACUGCAAGUUACCUAAAUUGUAUCCCCUCCUACAGGACCACCCUAAAGAUGAUGAGUUCCUUAACUAUCCUAUUAGGUUCUACCUAGAGAUGGAGGCCAUCUUUGGUCAUGCAAUGGCCACCGGUAAACACGGUAAACAUGUAAACACGGAUGAGAUGCUCUUCACUGAGAAAAUCAACACUGAAGUUGGUGAGGGCAGCAAGGCCACAGAGCUGUUGGCCACUUCUAGGGUUGGUGGGAAGAGGGAGAGAUGCACAUUCACUGAGGAUGAGAUGCUCUUGCUCACCAACAUGUCAGAUGCAGUGAACAAUGUUGCUAAUGCUCUUAGGGAAACUAGUCUAGCCCAUGUUGAUGCUAAUCUCUACCUUGCUGUUAUAGAGACUCUUGGCUUUUUUAGGAGGCCCUCAUAG
This is a messenger RNA of Miscanthus lutarioriparius, 729 nucleotides long. The record is from the annotation of a GenBank genome assembly. NCBI's taxonomy places the organism in Eukaryota, Viridiplantae, Streptophyta, Magnoliopsida, Poales, Poaceae.